AUGUUUAGGAGACCGAGAGAGACCGAGCCCGACAGGCUCUCAAUAAAACUCCGCAACGCACUUCAACCUCUCACUGUGAUUCCUUGGGGACCGCUCGCGAUGUGCUAUCUGGGCGUCCCCAUCGGUGUUGGGGCUUUUAUGAUUGUGGUGCAAGACGACGACUACACAGCUGCCAUUGAAAGGCUUGAGAGAGCAGGAUUCGACCGAACUGUUCCAAAUCGUGCCCCUGCUCCCGAAAUCAUGGAGGACCAUCCAAACCCACAGCAGAUGUUGGACGAAAUCAAUGAUGGCUAUAAACGCUUGGAUCGGUCUUGUGCAGUAUUUAGUUAUCCACAUGGUGACCCAGAAAAAGACAUGCAGCUGUACUUGUUUCCGAAUUAUUUUGCGCACGUCUUUCAAGAAGACAUUCCUCACCCUCCGGCAGAAAUGAACACCUACGGCAAUUUGCACUAUCCACUGGAACAGACGCUUGUGGAAAGCUUUGUUAAGGCUGCGGUCGAUGAAGAAACAGAGACAGGCUUUUCCGCGUGGGGCCAGUCACUGAGAGCGUGGAUAUCUCUGAUGUCAGGAUACCUCGAGGUUGAUAAUGAUGCCCUAGAUCAUUGUCCGGAUAAACGGGCAGUGGAAUGGUAUAGUGAAAACUAUGGUCGAAUCCGGGAGGCCAAGUUCGGCCCCUUUGAUCGACGCAUUUCGAAACGUCUCGGGUCGGGAAAAGAGAUGCCAGUAGAUAUGAGGGGGAAUCCUAUUUAA
This is a messenger RNA of Penicillium mononematosum, 750 nucleotides long. RefSeq lists its product as uncharacterized. Bases 1 to 750 code for a protein of 249 amino acids. The record is from RefSeq and is a predicted model, not a curated record. The transcript has 2 exons. Lineage: Eukaryota; Fungi; Ascomycota; Eurotiomycetes; Eurotiales; Aspergillaceae.